Messenger RNA from Echinops telfairi (small Madagascar hedgehog), 2774 nucleotides. RefSeq names its product HEAT repeat containing 3 (gene HEATR3). Gene Ontology annotation, biological process: ribosomal large subunit biogenesis; protein import into nucleus. Bases 72 to 2108 code for a protein of 678 amino acids. The transcript is spliced from 15 exons. Lineage: Eukaryota; Metazoa; Chordata; Mammalia; Afrosoricida; Tenrecidae. The record is from RefSeq and is a predicted model, not a curated record.
AGUGAUCCCGGCUGCAGGCCCGGCAACUUCUGUCGCCGGCUGUUUGCUUCUGUUCCCGCCGCGCACACGCCAUGGGCAAGAGCCGGAUGAGACGCUUCAAGCGACCUCACUUCUCCCCUACGGGCGACUGUGAGGUAGAGGGAACGGCAGCGAAUGGGACCGAGGAGGAGGAGGAGGACAAUGGGCUGGUAACGGAGCUGCUGGAGAAGCUCCAGCACCCGAGCGCCGACGUCCGCGAGUUCGCCUGCGUGGGGUUGGCCCGCUUAGCACAGCAGCCGCAGGUCUUCCCGGUGCUGCUGCGCGGAGACGCCUUGCGCCAGCUCGGGCCUCUGCUACUGGAUCCCAGCGUGCAAGUGAGGGAGACGGCUGCCGGCGUGCUCAGAAACCUCAGUGCUUGUGGCGGUUUUGAUGUUUGUGACGACAUGGUGACCAAGGACAUCAUGACCCCCCUGGUUGCACUGCUGAAAGAGUGUAGUGCUGGAUUGGAUUCAAAUGAGAUGUCUCCACAAGAUGCAAAAGAUCAGAACAGAAGUUCUUUUGAGAACCUAGCCAAUGAGGCUGUGAACGUGCUGUGGAAUAUAUGUGAAUGCAGUAGUAAAGCAGUAUCUAUAUUCAACAAAGAAGGGUGUUUGGAGAGUAUAUUAAAGUUUUUAAGUAGGUUUUCCACCAAUGUUGACUUGGCUAUUUCAGUAGCAUACUGUUUGCAGAUUGUCACUGAAGAUAACCCAGAGUUACUGAAAUCUUUUAAUGAUGCAGGGUUGCAUGUACUAGAAUCAGCAAUGCUAUUGCCUGUCAAUUCCAUGGAGUACAUUCUAUUAAAAACAUUGGUAGCAGGCACAGUUUGGAAUCUAAAGAACGUCAUUCCUUCCAAAAGUCAGGCAGAAAUCAUAAAUGCCUUACUAAAGGUCUUAUCUGAAACUUUGGAAAUAGAUGCUGGUGAAACAGUUGUUCAGAUGAAGGUCGCUGAAACUCAAAGGUUGAAGACUGCUUCCGAGACAGAGGAAAUAUUAGAAAAUGUUAGUAGUGGCACUGUAAUUGAAAGUGAAGAAAUGGAAGAAAUUCCUCAUAAAAGAAAAGCCAGACAGAAGACUUUCAUUUCAGAUUUACUUCCACUCACGGAUAAGGAACUGAGAGAGACCACAGCACUACUGUCUGCUCAGCAGACUGCUCUGGAAAUUAUUGUCAACAUGUGCUACAGUGAAGACCCCUCUGAUGAUGAGUGGGAAGAACUCUCUAGCAGUGAUGAAGGUGAUGCCUUCAUGGAGACUUCCUUCAAUGACUGUGGUGGCCAGCUGCUGUCUCCCUUAUGCCUCUCCCAUGAGGUUCACACUGCGCUCACUCACUAUCUCAUCCCAGAGAAGAUUAUUGGGAAAACUGCUUUUCCAAACAACAUUGCGGUUGACAUGUGUUCUAAGAACCCCACUUGGAAACCUUUGAUUAGAAAAAUGAACACUAUACAGUGUAGAGCCCUUGUGUGUCUCCAGAGUCUGAUGUCCUUCCUGGAUGUGGACCAUUUGGGAGGAGCUCCAGCCCUCCAGAAGCUUGCGCAGCAUUUUUCUCAUCUUCUUUUUUCUCAGCCAGAUGUCACUAAACAUACUGACUUUUUUGAAGCUAUAAGUAGUGCCUUGAGAGCCCUUUUGCAAACAAUGGCUUCUAAGAACAUUUCUCAGUGUAUGACUCCUGAUCAGCUGAUGACGUUGUGCAAAGCAGGCAUUUGUAACAGUAACACUAGAGUUAGGGUAAAUGUUGUUAGUAUCUUAGGAAUCACUGGCAGCGUCCUAGCCAAAGAAGAUGGUACUCUUGAAACCCUGAAGACCAUUGGGUGCUUUCUGCUUGAAGUUGCCACCAAAGAUCCUUCCGUUGUAGUGGCCGGUGAAGCUCUGGAUGCCCUGUUUGAUGUUUUUGCAGAUGGUAAAGAAGCUGAAAGAGCUUCACUUCAGAUUAAAUUGUUAUCUGCUCUGAAAGAAUUCCAGCCAGUUUUCAAAAUGAAGAUGCAAAAAGAAGGGAGAGACAAAUGCAGUCCAGAGCAGCUGUGCGUUCUCAACAAUGUGAAAACAAAUCUGAGAAGGUUUAUUACUUAUCAAGAAACUGUUGAAAAAAAAUACUGACUUCUUAAACCAUCCAAGGAGGUUUUCUUUUGACUAUAUACAAAAUGGCUUCAAAAAGCUCGUGGAAAAUGAACUAACAGAUAUGGAUGAUUUUUCCAUGAACUUUUUGAAGCUAUCUCAUGUUUCUGAACGUACCAGUGUUCUAUGCAUUCAUAUGACGUAGAUAAGCCUUUAGGACCUAUCAGCUUUUUUAAAGCUCUAGUCUGUGUGGCAUUUCUAACACUCUAAUCAUUUUUUGGGGGUAGCAUAUCUCAAUCACUGGAAACAAAAGACUCAGAUGGUCCUUAAUUAAUUUAUGAGCAGUAAAGAAUCUUCCAAUCAUGUUUUUUUUGAAUUUUAUAAAAUAAGAAGGAAAAAAUCCAAAGCAUUGCUUGGCUGCUCAUUUGUCAGUCAUUUUUUGAAUCUUGACCAGAAAGAUGAUGGCAAACUUUUUAAAGCAUUUAUUUUGGUAUAAAGUUUGCCAGUUAUCAUUACUUUUUGUGAAGAAGUGAAUGAGUUAAAUUUCUAUUUCAAUAUUUAAUCGAUUUUACUAAUGAUGUAACUGAGGUAAUUGUCAUCCUCUACAGAUGAACUGAUCAGUAAUUGCUUUGUGACAUUUUCCUUGAUUUGCUAUACUACAGAAUAGUAAUUAAGAGAUAUUUUUAAUAAAUAGCAUUUUAAUUGAAA